Python bivittatus (Burmese python) is the source of this 1415-nucleotide messenger RNA. RefSeq lists its product as uncharacterized. The record is from RefSeq and is a predicted model, not a curated record. Lineage: Eukaryota; Metazoa; Chordata; Lepidosauria; Squamata; Pythonidae.
ACAUCUUAAAGCUGCCAAGGUUGAGAAACAGUGGAUUAGAUACAUAGAAUACAUCCGUCCAUGUAUUGGAGAUAGAAGAGUUUCUCUUUGGUAAGAACUCUUCCCUCAUCCCACCUUCUGCUCCUUGGAUCAUCAUGGUAUCUCUCCUGGUCCUUCCUUGGACUGCUAGGCCUUACGCCAAUUUCUCCAUCCCUAUCUGUUGAACAGGGUGACCAUUUUACAGCGGUGAGGACACUUGGCCAGCAUUAGAUGGCUUUCAGAAGAAUGGUCGUGGUGAAGCUAGUUGGUAUGUGGAAGACGUGUUCAGUGGAGUUGAAUUCCAGAGUUAAGGCACAAGGAUGCCCACAGCCCGUGCUGUUAUUUUAGGAACUAUGGCAAAAAAGGACCUCCAACCCCACUCAUCAGAUCCCUGCCCUGUGUUAAUGAAUGACAGAAAGUAGAGAUGGAAGUGUUCAUUUAAACCCCCUCCCUUGGUGCUCCUGCUACUCAAACAGUCCCUGCUAGCAUCUUGGUAGGUUCUUGAGAAGUUCCAGAAGCCAUCAUGAAAUUCCUCAUUCUGAUGGUCACCAUCUUCACAGGAUCCCAAGCGUAUGUUCUCCGGGAUGAGCAGUACCCUUACCUAGCCCAGUUAAACCAGAAGAUCGUGGACUACUUCAACAAUAUCACCAUGAUCGUGAAUGAAAAAAUUGACCACAUCCGAAGGCUGGACUUUAGCCAGUCCCUGCUAGACCAGCUUCACAACGCCUACUUAAAAGUAAGCCAGCACUUGAAUUACCUGCAGUCUAAAUUGCCUCCCGAGGUUACAAAAACAUAUGAUCUGGCAGUCGAGGUGUCUAUGGGCUUGGUGGAGAAAGGUAUUAAUAUCUUAAACAGCUUGAAGAGACAAAUGAUGCCAGUCACAGACAAGGUGGCUGAAUCUCUGUACGCCAUUCUGGCUCCCUUUGCAGACUCGGUCCUGGGAAAGGUGGGUCCCUGCACAGAGGCCCUGCAUCGUGUCCUUGCCAUGGGAGCUAAAGGACUGAACCCCAGGGUGACUGAGAAGCUAAAGAAGCAACUGGAAAAGGUGGCCAAAGAGUUGGCUCCGUUAGUCCAAACCCUCCAGGAUCAACUGGAAGAAUUCCAGACUUCCUUAGAACCUUGUACUGGCAAUAUCCAGGAGAUGCUUAAGGAAAGCAUAGAGAGGGCCAACCAGCAGUUGCCGCCAUACGUUUCUCUAAUUCUUUACGGCCUUGAAAACUACGCCAAAAUAUUUAACAGGUGGCUUGACUCCUCAAAUCUGCAAGCAAAGGAGAGUAUAAACUGGGCUGAACCCUUCCAAGAGAUCGAUGAAUAGUAAACCAUGUGCAUAUGACCGUUUCAAUCAGGGCUGUUUGUAAUUCCCCACUUCUUCCGGUCAUACAAUAAAGGAAUUCUUU